GUUGCCCCAUACACGUGACGUGACAGUAUUCGAUAAAGAAUGGCCAUGGAAGCGUUCUCAAGUAUCUGUAAAUCACCAACAACGAACUUUUCCUGCUCAAUUGCAGUUCGAAACCCGAGCACGCGACUGUUUUCCCAUUUCCCCACAACCCAAUCUCAUGUGGCUGCAGUAUGGCUGGCGGAUUUCUUCCUUACCACGAGCCUAGCAUCGUGGAAAUCCUGGUGAUUAUUUCAUUCUUCUUCAUCCUCUGCUUGGCAGAAUGGCUCUCUGCCAAGGUUAUCCGAGCCGGGAUUAUUGGCAAUAUUGCGGUGGGCAUCAUUUACGGUGUGCCGCUGGCCAAUAUCUUGGAAAUCAAUUGGCAAAAGACCUUCCUGGCGCUGGGAUAUGUCGGAUUGAUUUUGAUUAUCUUCGAAGGUGGUCUUGCCGCUCGACUAGAUCUUCUCAAGAAGAAUCUCGUGUUGAGUAAUGUGGCUGCUACGACCGGUGUUUGUUUUCCGAUCGGGCUUUCAUAUCUGUUGUUGUAUCUGGGGUAUGGUUAUGGCGCUGUCGAGACAUUCAUCAUCGGCGCUGCGCUGUCGGCUACCUCUUUGGGCACGACGUUUGCUGUGAUCUCAUCGGCCUCCGAAACCAUCGAUCUUGGCCAAACUCGAGUGGGCUCAGUGCUCGUGAGCGCAGCGGUUAUUGAUGAUGUCUCCGGACUUGUCAUGUCCAGUGUAAUUGGCGAUCUGAGCAAGCUUUCAGGGGACGGAGACGUCAAUCUCGGCUGGCUCAUCGGACGUCCCAUCGUAGCCUCCAUCGCGAUGACGAUAGUCACACCCAUCGUCACAAAGUACUUUUUCGCACCCGUCUUCCGGAAAUACAUCGAGUAUCACUUCGCACGGUACGACCACAUCUCAAAUAUUGUGCUGAUGGUCCUAGUACUGUGCGCAUUUAUCAGCAUUGCCUCGUAUACUGGGACAUCUAUUCUAUUCGGUGCCUUCCUGGCAGGCACAUUUCUCACAUAUCUCCCUAGCAAACAUCCCGAUGGACCAUUUAUCGUGACGAGCCGGGAGGAGGGCGAGAGAGAGGUAGAUAAGAGCCCGACUUUUGUGCAUACGUUUGAAGCCUAUCUGCUAGGUGUGCAGGAGUAUCUAAUGGCGCCUCUUUUCUUUGCGAGUAUUGGCUUUGCGAUUCCUUUUGUUCAGCUUUGGACGGGGAAGCGCAUCUGGAGAGGGGUGCUGUAUACGCUUCUUAUGGCGUUCGCGAAGCUCAUCGUUGGAAUCUGGGUUCCGCUAUGGGAAGUUCUCGCGCACUUAUUCACCAAAGAAAAGUCCGAGCCCCAACCAUCCCGCCGAGCCAAAGAAACCGAGGAUACAGAGCACGGUCCUUCACCUCCAACCGAGGACAACCACAAACCCCACGCAACCUGGCUCUCAGCUCUCCUCCUAGGUUCAGCAAUGGUAGCCCGCGGCGAAAUAGGCCUCUUGAUCAUUGAGAUCGGAUACAACUCGACCUCGUAUGUCAGCGAGGAGGGCUUUAUCACGGGUGUAUGGGCGAUUCUUCUCAACACAAUUAUCGGUCCUAUUACUGUUGGCGUGCUAGUGAAGUUGUACGGGAAGCAUAUUGGAGAGGGGAGAUGGGGGUUGCAGGAUUAGGUGGUUUAUGGGCAGAGGGAAUGACACGUGCAGGUUUGCGCAGAAAUGUAUAUCACUUUGAUGGUGUCGUAUACAGCGCAGCUCGUUUGUGGUGGACAUGUUUCGAUCAGGUAUAAAAAGGAGAGAAUAGAACUCAAGAGUGAAAUCAAUGGGAUGGGUCUGGAUAACCAGUGGCUCCAGAUCUUCCGAUAUCAGUCCGGCAUAUUCCUUUCAAAAUGGCAGUACGCACCCUAUCUUUGCUAUGCUAGCAGUCCGGUAUAAUCGGUUACAGAUAUCAAUAAAUCCUCUUUACCCAAUCAAGAACGCUCACCGAGAAAGCU
This is a messenger RNA of Aspergillus ruber CBS 135680, 1954 nucleotides long. RefSeq names its product cation:proton antiporter. Lineage: Eukaryota; Fungi; Ascomycota; Eurotiomycetes; Eurotiales; Aspergillaceae. Gene Ontology annotation, cellular component: membrane. Bases 171 to 1634 code for a protein of 487 amino acids. Gene Ontology annotation, biological process: proton transmembrane transport. The transcript has 6 exons. The record is from RefSeq and is a predicted model, not a curated record. Gene Ontology annotation, molecular function: antiporter activity.